This is a messenger RNA of Dichomitus squalens LYAD-421 SS1, 693 nucleotides long. RefSeq lists its product as uncharacterized. Gene Ontology annotation, cellular component: U4/U6 x U5 tri-snRNP complex; spliceosomal complex. Lineage: Eukaryota; Fungi; Basidiomycota; Agaricomycetes; Polyporales; Polyporaceae. The record is from RefSeq and is a predicted model, not a curated record. The coding region runs from base 1 to 693 and encodes 230 amino acids. Gene Ontology annotation, molecular function: nucleic acid binding; zinc ion binding. The transcript has 3 exons. Gene Ontology annotation, biological process: mRNA splicing, via spliceosome.
AUGUCGAACAAACAGGGCGCGUACGGCGCGCGGGCAGGCGACACCGACUUCCGCAAGAAAUGGGACAAGGAGGAGUACGCGGAGAAAGCGCGGAAGCACGACCAGGAGGAGAAGGAGCGCAUGCAGGAGAACGAGGAGCUGCUGAAGCAGGGCAAGAAGCCGCGGCGGGGGCGAAAAGACGACCUCCCCAAACCGACCGAGCUGAUGAAGCGGCGCGAGGGCUCGCUGGACCUCGACAAGAACCUCAACAAGACGAUCGUUGUGCAGAAUACGGGCAACCGCGGGCCCGGCGUUCCUGGGUUCUAUUGCGAGACGUGUAAUCGGACAUACAAGGAUAGCGCAGGCUAUCUUGACCAUAUCAACGGUCGUGCACACUUGCGUGCAUUGGGCCAGACGACCAGGAUCGAACGCUCCACCGUCGAGCAAGUCCGGGCGCGAAUAGCUUAUUUGCGCGAAAAGACAAAGGAAGCGUCGAACGCCAAGUCGUUUGAUUUCGAGAAGCGGUUAGCGGAGGUGCGUGAGCGGGAGGCUGCUCUUCGUGAGGAGAAGAAGACCGCCAAGAAGGCGUUGCGUGAACGCGCACGCGUGCAGCUAGCACAAGAAACCGCCACGGCGGCCCCAGAUGCCCCCAAAGACAACAAAGACAUGAUGGCCAUGAUGGGCUUUGCAGGGUUUGGAACGACCAAGAAAUAG